Molecule: messenger RNA, 1209 nt
Organism: Emiliania huxleyi CCMP1516
Lineage: Eukaryota; Haptophyta; Isochrysidales; Noelaerhabdaceae
Exons: 7
Coding region: 78-1160 (360 amino acids)
Molecular function (GO): protein binding
Source: RefSeq, a predicted model, not a curated record
CCGUGCUCCGCUUGUGUCGGCUGGGACCCGGACCGGGGGACUUUCUGACCCCAAGCUCGCCUGCGAACGGGCUGCCAAUGGCUACGCAAAAGGGCUUCCGCAUCGAGCACGUCGUGGGGCAAGGGCGCAUCAUGCGGGCGAGUCGCCGCUAUGAGCCCGGCGACACGGUGCUACGCGAGCCGCCCUGCCUCACGUGGCCUCACGACGACGCGGAGCAGCUAAUCUCGUCCUUCAUGUGCGCCUCGGCGGACGUGCAAGCUGCGGUGCUCGACAUGGCCGCGCCGGACGCCGACGCGGGCCUCAGCUGCAUCGUCUCGGACCACGCGAGGAUGGAGGCGGUGGCGGAGCGAGCGGCCCGCUCUGCCGAGAGGAGCAGCCUCGCCGCGCGCAUGGCGGAGGCGUACGACGGCCCGCGUGCCGCCGAUCUCUUUGAGCACCUACUCCUCAUUGGGGACAUCAACGCGCAUGCCUUCGGGAAGCGCGCCGGCCUCUUCCCGAUUGCGGCGAAGGCCAACCACUCUUGCUCGCCAAAUUGCGGCCACAGCACUAGAGUCGGCGGGGAGAUGCACUACUUCGCGACGUGCACCAUCGAGGCUGGCGACGAGAUCGUCAUCUCGUAUCUCGACCAGCUCUGGUCCACGACACGAGAAGAGCGGCGGCGCGUGCUCCUUACCCAGAAGCUCUUCUACUGCACUUGCCCGCGCUGCAGCCGGGCGGACAGCGGCGGCGGCGGGCGGCCGCCGCUCGAGGAGAUCGAGCCGGACUCGCGCGGAGGCGAGUGGACGGCGCCGCAGCAGCUCGCACGGGCGGAGUGCGCGGCGGCGGGCUGCGCCGAGGAGUGCGCCACUCUGGGCUUGUGCUCGCCGCACGCGCCGUGCGCAGACCUCGUCGGCAAGGCCGUGACCGCGUUCCUCGCUUGCCGCGCGGAGGCUGCCGAGGCGACGAAGCGAGGGCUGCCGAUCGCCUCGGCGACCACCACCGCGCUGAGCGCGCAGAUCAGCGGCCGGUACUGCCGCUGGGCGGUGCUGCAGUUUGGGGCGGAGGACCGGGCCGUGGCGCUGAUGCUUCGCAGCCGCUGCAACAGCUGCGCACCAGAGCUGGGCCGGGUCGUGACACCUGACACGGAUGGCGGGAGCGAGACGGAGAGAAAAAGAGCGUGAGUGAGGGCUGAGGCAGCGCGCAGUGUGUUAAACCUUAAAGAGAACACGG